AUGCCUCGCAUUAAUCAGAUCCCAGAUGAUGAACAGGCGGGAUUCGAUGCUAAAGUCAAAGAGCUAGAGGAGUGGUGGAAGAGCCCACGACAAGCUCACAUCAAACGACCAUAUUCCGCGACUAGAAUUGCAUUGCUCGCCGGAGUCCUGCCCCAAAAAUAUGCGUCAAGUGACAUGGCAUUGAAGCUCUGGGAGCAACUCAACGAGCAUCGCAAAAAUGGCACUCACGAGAUGACUUUCGGUGUCACGGACCCGAUUAUUGCGAGCCAGAUGGCAAAGUAUCAGGAGACUCUCUAUGUUUCUGGGGCGUUGUGUGGGUUCUCAGAAGUGUCGGAGCCUGGAAUGGAUUGUUGCGAUUAUCCAUUAGAUACGGUGCCUAAAGUUGUGGACAAAAUCUUUAAGAGUCAAGUAUGGCAUUCGCAGCGCCAGAGUCAUUAUCGCAUGCUCCAGCCAAAGGAGAAGCGAGCUGAACUCGAGAAUUGGGAUUACUUGACUCCCAUUGUGGCUGAUGGCGAUAUGGGAUUUGGAGGACUCACUUCAACCGUGAAGAUGACAAAGCUGUUCGUUGAAGCUGGUGUUGCCAUGUUUCAUCUUGACGAUCUGGCUAUCGGAAAGAAGAAGUUCACAGUUGGAAUGGGACGUACGGUUGUGCCAACGAGUGAAUAUCUUGAUCGUCUUACUGCUGCGCGGAUGCAGAUUGAUAUCAUGGGAGCAGAUACCAUGCUUUUGUGUCGUUGCGAUGUCGAUCACUCGGAAUUCAUUACGGAUGUUAUUGAUCCUCGCGAUCACAAGUACGUCCAGGGCGCAACAGUUGCCGUCAAAUCACUCCAAGAUACGUUAAGGGAAGCCGCAGAGGGAGGAUCUCCAGAUCUCCUCGCUACUCGCAAGGAAUGGAUUAAGAACGCUGAGCUCUGUACAUUCGACGAAGCAGUGAAGAAAGUCGCUUCGGAAUCAGAAUACAAAGCUUAUGUUUCGAAACUUGGAUCAGGAACGAAUUCCCUCAAAGACAUGCGAGCAGCUGCCAAAGAAACAGUAAGCCAGGAGGUCUUCUUCGAUUGGGAUUUACCACGUUCAAGGGAAGGUCAAUUUUUCUACAAAUCCUGCGUCUCCGCUAUCAUCGAGCGCGCCCUUCUCGCCGCUCCUCUGGGUGACGUGACAUGGGCACGAAUGGACAUGCCAAACUGGUCCGACCUCGUCGAAUUCCACGUAGCCAUUCGAAAAGUAUAUCCAGAACGGCUCUUCGCAUUCGGCUACACGGGCGACUACGACUACCCCAAAGCCGGAUUCUCGCCAGAAGCCGUCAAAUCGCUGCCAUCGGAUCUCGCGAAGAUGGGCGUGGCGUGGCAGGUGCAGCCGAUCUGGGCGCUUCAGGGUCUGAAUUACCAGACGCAGAAGUUUGCGAAGCUGUGGAGGGAACGUGGGAUUGAGGGGUAUGUGGAGGAGAUUCAGAAACCGGCGUUGGCGACCAGCCCGAUGACGGAUGGGUUUGAGAAACCGAGUUAUAGUGGGAGUUAUCUGUGUGAUGCGUUUUGGGAUACUGUUGCUGUGAGGGAUGUGGGUGAGGGGCCCAGUGGGACGGCGAGUUAG
Molecule: messenger RNA, 1587 nt
Organism: Glarea lozoyensis ATCC 20868
Lineage: Eukaryota; Fungi; Ascomycota; Leotiomycetes; Helotiales; Helotiaceae
Product: Phosphoenolpyruvate/pyruvate
Exons: 4
Coding region: 1-1587 (528 amino acids)
Biological process (GO): carboxylic acid metabolic process
Molecular function (GO): isocitrate lyase activity
Source: RefSeq, a predicted model, not a curated record